UCGAGGCAACGUUCGAAAUUGAGAGAGAGGAGAGGGACAGUCCUGGGCCGGCCUCUUCCCCAUUUCCCCAGAUCUCUUUAAACGCCAUUCUGCUUCAAAUUCACAACAAAUUUAGUAAAAUUUAAUGCAGCAAAUUUCCUCCCAAAAGAAAAUCCUUUCGGUACGAAGGACGUAUCUCGCACAAGGCGUUGAAGGUAGCGAGAUUCGAACCCUGUACCUCUCCAUUCUUUUAGGGUGGGGUUGGCAUUGGCACUAGCUUUUGCAGCACACUUCACCUUGUUAUUAAGCAAAACAGAACCCUUAGCAGGGAUGGACGGCAACGGGAACAAUCACGAUGGGAGCACUGCUUUAGCGAGAGGAUUGAGUAAUCUGUCAAAUGAUGGCGGGGCUGAAAAAGAUAUAAUGCAGUGCGUACAGGUUGCAGUGCACAUCCGGCCCCUGAUAAACCACGAGCGCCUUCAAGGCUGCAAAGAAUGCAUAACCGUCAUCCCCGGCGAGCCUCAGGUCCAAAUUGGAACACAUUCAUUUACAUUUGAUCAUGUAUAUGGUUGUACAGGCUCACCUUCGUCAGCUAUUUUUGAAGAAUGUGUUGCUCCACUUGUUGAUGGUUUAUUCCAAGGAUACAAUGCUACAGUUCUGGCAUAUGGGCAGACUGGUUCAGGCAAAACUUACACUAUGGGAACUGCUUACACAGUGGGCGGUAAUACAGAAGGAGUAAUCCCUAAAGUUAUGGAGGCAAUAUUUAAGAAAGUUGAAGAGUUGAAGCACCAAGGAGAAGUAUUGUUGAAGGUUUCAUUUAUUGAGAUUCUGAAAGAAGAAAUUCAUGAUUUGCUUGAAGCAAACCACUCAAAAGGGCCUAUACAAAUUCGUGAAAAAAGUAAUGGUGGCAUAACCCUUACAAAUGCUGAAGAGGUGGACGUUACAAGUCAAGAAGAAAUGGCAGAUGUUUUGGCUCAAGGGUCAUUAUGUCGAGCCACUGGGAGCACUAACAUGAACCAGCAAUCCAGCCGUUCUCAUGCCAUAUUUACAAUCAACAUGGUGAAUAAGCGGAAAUCGGAAGUAGCUGUAUUUAUGACUGGCGAUUCAGGUUCUUCAGAAGAGCAGUAUGAAGAAAUUGUAUGUGCAAAGCUUCAUUUGGUGGACCUUGCAGGGUCUGAAAGAGCUAAAAGGACAGGUGCAGAUGGGCUCCGGUUCAAAGAAGGCGUUCACAUUAAUAAGGGGUUGUUGGCACUUGGGAAUGUCAUAAGUGCACUUGGAGAUGAGAAAAAACGCAAAGAAGGUUCUCAUGUGCCAUAUAGAGAUAGUAAACUGACUCGUCUCUUGCAGGAUUCUCUUGGAGGAAACAGCAGAACUGUGAUGAUUGCAUGUGUUAGUCCCGCUGACACGAAUGCAGAAGAAACUCUAAAUACUCUAAAGUAUGCAAAUCGGGCCCGCAACAUUCAGAAUAAGGCAAUUGUCAAUCGUAACCCAAUGGCUGCUGAAAUGCAAAAAAUGCGACAUCAACUAGAGUAUUUGCAAGCUGAACUUCUUUGUUCUCGUAAUGGAGCUGCUUCAUCUGAUGAGCUGCAGGUUCUUAACCAUAAGAUCUCACGGCUUGAAGCAAGCAAUGCAGAACUCCGUCAGGAGCUUCAGGAGUGUCGCUUAAACUCACAAAUUUUGGCUGACCAUGCAAUGGAAGCACAGGUUGAGAAAGAUCAAUUGAGCUUCAAAAUAGAGCAGUUACGCAAUGGGAAAACGUGGAAAGAGAUUGAUGAUGCUGAUCAAAGCCAGGAUAUGAAUUUGAUUAAAAAUUAUUUGUCAAAGAUACAAGACCUGGAAAAUGAAGUCCAGCGCCUACAAGCUGCCACAAAUAUUCAAUCGACAGGAACUAUUAGACCUAGCUCUUUUGUUGAUUGUCUUGAUAUGGAAGACGGUGCAUUAGUACCAUCUCAUGAUUGUCUUGGUGAAGAGUCCAGGGAAGGAGAAGAAGAAGACGAGACUGCAAAAGAGCUUGAACAUUCUUACCUUCAAGAUACAAUGGGAAAGGAAUUACAAGAACUAGACAAACGGUUGGAACAGAAAGAGGCAGAGAUGAAAAUGUUUGCCAAGGCUGACACGUCGGUGCUUAGGCAACAUUUUGAGAAAAAAUUUAUGGAGCUUGAAGAAGAGAAGAGGGCUUUACAGAAAGAAAUGGAACGGUUGAAAGCUGAACUUGAAAGUAUUUCAAGUACAUCUGACGAACAUACACAGAAGAUGCAAGAAAGUUAUAUUCAUAAGUUGAAGGCACUUGAGACUCAGAUAUCUGAGCUCAAGAAAAGGCAAGAAAACCAAGCACAACUUUUGAAGCAAAAGCAAAAAAGUGAUGAAGCAGCAAAACGAUUGCAAGAAGAAAUACAACGAAUUAAGACACAUAGAGUACAACUGCAACAUAAAAUGAAGCAAGAAUCUGAACAGUUCCGGUUUUGGAAAGCUUCUCGUGAGAAAGAGCUUCUUCAGCUUAAAAAAGAAGGGAGGAGAAAUGAAUACGAGAUGCAUAAACUCCAAGCAUUACACCAACGGCAAAAGAUGGUUCUUCAAAGGAAAACUGAAGAGGCUGCCAUGGUUACUAAGAGGUUAAAAGAGAUCCUGGAAGCUCGCAAAGUUUCAUCACGUGAUAACACUGGAGGUGCUAGUGGGACUGGUCAGACAAAUGGGAAAGCUCUGCAGCAUUCCCUUGAACAAGAGCUAGAAGUAGUUGUUCGUGUACAUGAAGUUCGCGCUGAGUAUGAAAAGCAAAGUCAAUCGAGAGCUGAAAUGGCAAAAGAGCUAGCUAAACUAAAGCAAGUACAUGAAAGUGGUGGUACUCCUUCAGGCUCUCCAAGUGCAAGGGAGGCGAGGAUGAAAGUUCUCGAAGAGAUGCUGAACAAUAGUUCUGCUGUCCUCGUGAACAUGGCAUCCCAACUGUCUGAAGCAGAAGAACGUGAACGCAACUUUAUUGGUGGGCGAGGUCGUUGGAAUCAAUUGCGAUCAAUGGGUGAUGCAAAAGUUUUACUCAGUUAUUUGUUCAACAUAGCAGCUAGUUCAAGGUGUCAGUUACAAGACAAAGAAAUAGAGAUUCGGGAGAUGAAAAUAAAUUUGCACAAGCUUAGCACUGCAUUAAGACAGAGUGAUGCUCAAAGGGAGGAACUAGAGAAGAAACUGCGAUCAAAGGAGCAGGUUAGCUUAGAUACUCGCAAACAUUCAAAUGAUUUGAAUUUACCAGAGGGACGUUUUGCAUCAAAACAGCUGCAAAACCAAGCAUGCUUUGUUGACAUUUCAAAUACAGGGAACGAGAAUUUCCCUUAUGAUUUACGCAAGGCUUCACGCGUUUCCCAGAGCUACAACUUUGCACACAAUGUUGAUAUUGACAUCUUAGAGCAGGAAGAUAUGGACACGUCAAGUGAUGAUCAAUCCGAUGAGGAGUCAGAUGUGGAUUGGGCUGAAGAUUUAGAACAGAAUACAACAAUGAAGAAGAACAAGGUCUUUAUGGGCUCAAAAGGGUCUAAACCUUUAGACAGGAAGUCAAGUGGCAGCGUAGGAAGUGAUAUGCAGGAUAAUGAAUCUUCAGGCCAUUCCCAGGGUGAGGCUGUGUGUGGGGAAAAUGAAAUUAAAUCAAAAUCAGAAACUGAGGGUUGCUGCACAUGUAGUCGCGUCUCAGGUUGUAAGACUAUGAAGUGUGGAUGCAAGGCUGCAGGUAGUUUCUGUGGGCCCAGGUGUGGGUGCAAGGCUAACAGGUGUGCAAACAGGGAAAAUAUGGAGAUGGAAGUGGAGACAUCAACAAUGGAUGAUGUGGUUCAAAUGGAAGUAGCAGAAUCUGUGGAGACACUUGGAGAGAACAAGGCACAGCGACGAAACCAUGACAAGGAUGAGAUCAAGAGGACUAACAACAACAACAACAUUGGAGAUGGCUUGAUUGAAACCAAGGCUCUUGCUGUGCAUGGCGCAUCAUUGCUAGAGAAUGCAUUAAAAGAAUCACUUUCAAGGCAUGAGGUACAUGCUGAUUCAAAUAGAGAGCAGGAAGGGGAAAAUGAACAGAAUGUUGGCCACCGUAAACCACUAACGGAUAUUGGCAACACCAACGUCGCAUCUCAAGAUCAAGCUAAUUCUAAGGCCAAUCAACGGAAAAAAUGGAAGAAACCACAGAUUCAGAUAGUUGAAAUUGCACCUCAAUCUAAUGCUCAGCCCAAAGAAACAUCAACGACAACAACGAAUGCUAAGUUAGUUGUUCCCGGCAAUUCCUUGGCUAAUAACACAUCUUUGCCUGCAAGGCCUGUGUCACGUACUGCAGAGGAACCAUCAAAUAAUUCUGUUCAAGAGUCGGCUAUUCCACUGAAAUUGCCAAGGAGUAUGCACAAAGGUACAAGUGCCAUGACGAGUCCUUUAAAAACACGGAAUACCAGUGCUUCAGAUGAAAGUGGUGUAGAUAAAUCUGCUGCAAAUGGUCCUGGAAGUCCGGGUAAAUGUGGUCGAGGAAUGAAUGGAAAAGAGAAUUUGAGAUCCAACUAACUUAUUCAGGUUUGAUCUUAUUUUUUUCUGUGGUUCCAACCUACACUAUUGUGUGGAAGAUUGGGCUGUACAUAGCUUGCCUACAGUUCAUGUCAAGGAGGGCACAUGGCUUUGAAUGAUCUCUGUGCAGACCUCUAUUUGCAAUUUCGCUUGACUAUUUGAAUUGCUCAUUACUCAUCGUAUAUAAUCAACAAAUAGGCUUGUGGCAUAAAUCAUUUUCUGGCAUUUUCCCCAAAUUUGUUGGUUCCACGGUUGUAUCAUGUAUUCAUAACCAGUUUCCCUGGUUUCAAAUUGGAUGAUUAUGAACUACUAUUUGUAUCACACAAAGUUGGCAGAGAAACAGAGGUCUGUAUUCCUAAUCACCUGUUUUUCUAUUUCAAAACUGUGGAAGUACUUUUUUCAAUGUGGACUUGUGAAAUUAUUUAGCGUUAAAUAUUUUUGAUGU
Messenger RNA from Cryptomeria japonica (Japanese cedar), 4948 nucleotides. Its product is annotated as kinesin-like protein KIN-4A. The record is from RefSeq and is a predicted model, not a curated record. The coding region runs from base 310 to 4503 and encodes 1397 amino acids. Gene Ontology annotation, biological process: mitotic spindle organization; microtubule-based movement. Lineage: Eukaryota; Viridiplantae; Streptophyta; Pinopsida; Cupressales; Cupressaceae. The transcript has 28 exons. Gene Ontology annotation, molecular function: microtubule motor activity; ATP binding; microtubule binding.